This is a messenger RNA of Equus caballus (horse), 6004 nucleotides long. The record is from RefSeq and is a predicted model, not a curated record. NCBI's taxonomy places the organism in Eukaryota, Metazoa, Chordata, Mammalia, Perissodactyla, Equidae.
AAGCAGAGUGUGUGAACUUAACCACUAUGCCAGUGGACUGGCCCCAAUAAACCUCUACUUUUAAUUGUUAAAUAAGUAAACCUAUGAUGUACUAGGCACUUGGGGACACAUGGAGAAAAAGACACCUGCGUUCCCUGAGGGCUCAGUUGUUAUCUUAUUCAGUUUUCACUCUAGCCCUAUGGAGUGGAGGCUCUCAUCAUCCUCUUUUUACAGUAGCAGCAUGAGGCUCAGAAAGGUUAAGUUACUUGCCUGAAGUGAAACAGCUAUGCUUCAACUCAGAGUCCGUCUCAAGAAACAUACUCUUAACCCCAACACCAGCACACCUCUCUUAGCCCCUCAGGGGGUUUCCACUCUGAAGGGAAAGCAGACAUUAAACAAAGUACACAAAGAAUGGACUGCACAACCAGUUGACUGCUAGGGCAGAAUUUGGUGAAGGGCAGAGCCAGGACAUAGAGAACAUCAGCGCCAACCGACUGGGCUGCAGGAAGGGUUAAGAAGCGGGCAGUGUCCUCUGAUGUGUGAACAGAGAGCGCCUUUCCGAGGUGAGACUUCCUGGCGGUUGUGAGGGACUCUCAGGGAUGAAGGAUUGGGGCUUGGAGCCAGGGCCACAUGCUAACUCCAGGGGGCGCUGUUUCAUGCGGUGACCUGUGGAGCUGUCUCUGCCCUACAGACAUUUUGCUGGGAGGAAAGACCACCCUCCUGGGGUGGUGGCAUUUGUGUACACAGACACACUGACCACACACAGAUUGACACAUAGUAUUGUCAGCCUCAUGUGUGUGUUCUCAUAUGUUCCUGUUUAAAAUUAUUUUGCCUGGAACUCGGGGCCCAGCUCUUUUGACCACCCAUGUGAGGGUAACAGCAGGUGCCCGAGCCCUGGGUGGGGCAGGAUUCCAUCCACCCAGGUCCCCUGCCCCAGGUCCCACACACUAGUGUGAGGAAGAGAGAGAGCGUGAGCCUGGUGCACAGUAGGUGCUCAAUAAUGGUUUGUUGAAUGAAUGAAUGAGAAACUCUUCUCCUCUCAGCCCCUCUUUCUGUGAGGGAGGGGUAAACCUCACUCUCCAACCCUCCAGAUUGGAAUGUUGCCUCGGGAUAGAAAAUGAAAUAAAACAAAACAUUUUGGUUAGAGGAGAAGGACACUGAAUCGUUAUUUCUCAGCAAUUUUUACAGAUAAAAAGUUACUUCCUUGGCUUAGGGAAUCCCAAAGGAUAUUAUUAGGAUUGGGUUAAGCCAUGGCCUAGAAAAUGACAAAGCAUUUGGGAUGGGAAAAAUCCAUUUAAAAAACUGGUAAUUCAAGAAAUUAUCGCUGAAAUUAUCUGUGUGUGGGGAAGCUUCCGGGACAGUCAGGUCUGUACAGCUAGGACGGGGCUCUGGUGGGGACACUGGAGUCCUUAGUGGUGUCCCUGCUCCCCUGAAGGGGAGCUCCUGAGAAUGAAACCCUGGAAUAAGAAGCAACUGCACAGAAUUUCCUUUAAUCCUCACUGCCACACUAAGUGGGAGGGAGGCCUUGCUCCCAUUUUACAGAUGAGGAAAGUGGGUUCAGAAAGGUGAAGAGAUGGAGUCUGGGCAGUCACCCUGCCUCAUGGGGGCAUCAUACCCCCCAGGGCCUGAGACUCCUCUGAGAGUGAAAGGCUGGACCAGAAGAUUCCUAAGGCCUCUGGUCAGACCCUGUGCUGUGCCUGGCCCAGGGGGCAGAGCGAAAGAGUGGAGUAGGGGGCUGUGAGUGCCGGCUCCAUCCACUUCAAGCCCUGGCUUUUUUCCUUACACUGGGGGCCAAGGACAACCAGGAACAGGCCCAGCAAUGUCUGGACAGGGACAGAAGCACAGAGACUCUGAGACGGGUGGAAGGAGGGAGGAGCAGCGAGAGAAGCAGAGAGGUGGACUGAGGGCGGGAAGGGGAGGUUACAGACAGCUUAGGGGGUGGAGGGCGAGCGGGUGGGGGUCCGGGAGCUGGAGUCGCACUCUAGGACCAGCUCCUUGUGGCGUCCUCGUCUCUUUUUCUACCUCAUGUCCUCUGCCCCACUGACACUCCCACACCUGCCACCCCCCACCCCCGGCCAGGCCCAAGCCCCACCUGCACCCCUUCUACUCUCCCCGCUCUGUACCACCUUGCAGGGUUCCUUGGGGGCCUCCUGGCCUUGAAUCCAACUUCGGGCAACAGAUGGGUCCCUUCAGUCUUGGGGUAACUUAUCACAGUGCUCUUGGGGACUCAGACUCCUUCGGUGUCCCUGGCUGGAGUGUUUCCCAUUCCCUCCGGGCUCCUCCCUGUCCUCCCCCCUUGCACUUUGUCUGGCUUCAUGGAAAGAGAAAGCGCGUACAGGACAAGGCCCAGAUACCUGGAGAUGGAGGUACCCUGCCCGGUGUGUGAGGGGCACUCUUUGGCUUUCCCUUUCUCCCAGGCAGGCCCCCCAGAAUCACACAGCCGGGAUAGCGAGGGUCACAUGAAGUCAAGCCAUGUUUCUAUAGCCCUGCCUCUGCUCUCUGCAAGCUCCUGGUCUGUUUAUACUAAACACAGUAGUGGGCGGUGGGCGCAGGGGCCCGGGGCUGCCUGUGUACAGUGACAACAGUGUUCUGAGCAUGGGGAAGGAAGCUGUCCCCCAGACAGACUGUAUUUGUCCAUAAACACAGGCCGCCUCAUGUCCCAGGGAGAGGAGAGACAAAGAAACCAGCCCUACUGGAGCUCCUCUCCUUCUACUGCCCUAGGAGGGGGCGCUCCCAGGCAUGCUCCCCUCCUCCCCACAGGUGGGGUCUCCCUCCCAGUGCUGCCCCCUGAGUUGUUUCCACAGCAAGCUGGACUAUGUUCUGUAAACUCUAGUCUCCUAGCCUGGCAGCCCCCAGUGAAAGGACAGGUGUCCUGCCGUCACUGCACCUGUGUGUGUGUGCGUGUGUGUGUGUAAUAGGAGAGAGCAGGGAGGCCAGUGGGGAGCAAAGGCCCUUUGUAGGCCCAUGUGAUGCUGUGUGUCUGCUUGUCCUGUCCCCUGGAGUAGACAGGCUCCUCUUACAGGGUCGUGUGAGGGGUCCAGGGCUGUGGGUCUCCAGGGCUCUGCAUGGCUUAUGGGUCUGGAGCCCAUCUUGAAGCCUGACGGUGCCCUCUCAUUGUCCCUGGGCCUCUUGGGGAAGGUGGGGGAGUGUAUAUUCACCCUUGUGACUUUGUUUUGCAGCACCACCAUCUCCCCCUCAAGUUAAUGAUUGGUGGGGAGCCCUGGGGACAUCAUUUCUUGAGUCCUGCCAGCUUGGGCUGCCUAAUGGUUCCCGACUUUCCUAGAGCCCUGGGUGCUCAGCCAAUAGGAGGCCCCAGGCCUUGCUCCACCCUGUCGUGCGUGUGCUUCUGUGUAUAAAGGCUGAGGCUGCGGGCGGGCGGCCCAGUGGGUCCAGCCCAACCCAGUGCAGAGCUCUCUGUCACACAGCUGGCCCUGCUCCCUUUCUAAGAUGUUGUUUUGGCACAACCAACCGGAGCACCUGUGGCCCAGUCCUGGGGAACUGUACCCCGGACCUCCAAGCAGCCUGCUCAGGGAGUCCCUGCCCUUGCCCUACCUGAAGCAGGAAGAGCUGCCCAACGUCCCCGGCCCGGAGCCUCCCUGCCCCGCGUUCCAGUAUGUGCUCUGUGCAGCCACCUCGCCGGCAGUGAAGCAAGGAGAGGAGACCCUCACCUACCUGAACCAGGGCCAGUCCUAUGAGGUGCAGAUGCUCUGGAACCCCAAGCUGGGUGAUGCCACCCAGUGCCCCCGGCUGCUGAAGAGCGUGGCGCGUGUGGUGUUCCAUGACCGGCGCCUACAGUACACGGAGCAGCAACAGCUGGAUGGGUGGAGGUGGAGCCGGCCUGGGGACCGCAUCCUGGACAUUGAUGUGCCCCUGUCCGUGGGGGUGAUAGAACCCCAAGUCCUGCCCUCACAACUCAACACGGUGGAGUUUCAUUGGGACCCGACCAAGAGGACCUCCAUCUUCCUACAGGUUCACUGUAUCAGUACUGAGUUCACUCCGCGGAAAAAGGGCGGCGAGAAAGGAGUCUCCUUCCGCCUCCGCAUCGACACCUUCAAGCCCAGUGACAAAGAGCUUGCGCCCGAGCACCUGCAUUCGGCUGGCUGCCUCAUCAAGGUGUUCAAGCCCAAAGGAGCUGACCGGAAACUGAAAACUGACCGGGAGAAGAUUGAGAAACAGCCUCUGCAUGAGAGAGACAAGUAUCAGGUCGCCCGUGAGAGCACCGUCUUCGUGGAGUGUCCACCGUGGCCAGAGCCCAGUGCAGGGCCCCACUCACCUCUCAGCCCUCGCGCUCUGACCUCCCCCUACUCCUGCAAGCUCCUGUCGCCUGAGAGGCUCUGCUCCUCACCACCAUUCGCCUUGGACAGCUUGGCGGGCAGCCCAGCUGAAGAUCUGAACCCUGGAGCCUCCAUCCUAGAGACGCAGCAGUGGUUGCAUCGGCACCGGUUCUCAGCCUACUGCCGGAUGCUGGCCAAUUUCACUGGCACGGAUCUGCUGAAGCUUACCCGCCAGGACCUUAUCCAGAUCUGCGGGGCUGCCGACGGGAUCCGCCUUUUCAAUACUCUUAGAGCCAGGCCCAUCCGUCAUCGGCUGACUUUAUAUGUGGCUCAAGAGGCUUCUAGGCAAGAGAAUGAGGUUGCUGAGAACCCCGACUCAGGCUUUUAUCAAGAGAUCUCUCUGAAUGAACUUAGUGCUGUGGAGCUGAUGGGGAAACUGGCAGAGCUCUUGGCUCUCCCAGCCAAUCAGAUCCACCACCUCUUCCACCAGGGCCCUGGGGGCAUCCUCAUUCUCCUCAAUGACCAGGUAAAUGGGCAGCGGUUCCCUACAAGACCCCACAAAGGCCUCGAUCACUCUUCUACCUCAUGCCCAGUUUCCCUCUCCCUGCCCCAGCUUAUUCUGUUUGGCUCUAAGAACAGAAUUGUCUUAGUGACCCCUUCUCCCUUGCAGGUGGUUCAGAAUCUUAAGGAUGAAUCAUACUUCGUGGCUGUAGUGAAGAAAGGUAGGGGUUUUAGAGGGAGAGGAGUGUAUCUGGCAGGCCCUAGAAAGGGUAAGGUUGUAUUUAUAUUGUCUCCUUAAUGAAAUUAAAAGGUUCCUUGAAGGUGCACGCGUGUAUGUGUGUGUGGGGGGGGAAGCAGCGAGCAGUGUCCCAAUCAAAUGGUAAACAUUUGCUGAAGGUCAGCUUUGUGUUAAAGGGACAGAGAUUUAGACAGCUAAAAGAUAGCUAUUUAUUGUUCAGGAAAAAUGUGACCGAGUAGAUGCAUUCUCAUGAGAGAAAAAAAAUGCCUGUUUCUACGUCAGGCAGGUUAUUAGAGAGGAAGGUAAGGCCCCCUGCCCACCCGCUCCAAACCAUACAAGGCAGAAGGGUAGGUGCUUGCUGGACAUUCUCUGGCGCAGAGCACCUGACUUGUGGUUCUGGUUAUUCAGAUGCCUGCUGUGCUACAGGCCACAGGGAGGCUUCCUAAAGAGGUGGAUUCCAGGUGAGGGUGGAAGAACACGUGGGUGUGGCAGAUGCACUGCAGGUGGCUUGGAGGUUUGGGAGCGGUAGACUAGCAGUGGUUGGGAGCCUGCCUCACUUCAAUGGUGCCCUUUUUACUGCUUUCAGUGCAGAAUCCAGAUGGCUACUACCUGGUUCUGACCUAGGCCCAGGGGCACCCUGCUGCAAGAGGAGGCGACGGAUGCCAGCCUGGUUCUCUGGAGCUCUGUUUUGACCAGAAGCCUUGUUAAAAUCCUCAGCUGCUUCAGCGGGCUCCAGGUGAAGAGCCAAACCAUCAUGUGUCCUACCCCUGGGGAGGAGGCAAGCAGCCCCAGGCUCAUAUUUCUUUCUGCUCAGCAGCAACAGCUGUUGGAACCCAGGACACAGCCUCCCAAGCUGAGCUGAGCUGGCCAAGUGAGGCAAAAAGCCUGGCAAUAUGGAUAAGGAGCUUCUGCCCCAAACAGUGCUGCUCAACACUGAGUGCAUUAAUUCGUGUUUAUUUAAAAUUUUAUUUAUCCCUUCCUUUUGUAAAUUAAAAGUUAAUUUUAAAAGAUA